ACAAGAUGGAAGAAAGCAGCGACCGCCGGAGAACAAUGUUUUGGCAAUAAAACCCCAAAGCGGCGAAUACAGACGGGAUAUAGGCACGUUUGAAACCUACUGCGGUCAUGUGUAGGACAUUCUCCUCCUGCAGUCCUCUUUAGAUUAUUUGCCCUCCUUCUCCCCUGCACAAAUCAGAACCACCACCAUGAGUAUUAUCCAAGACAAAUUAGGCAAUGAGUUUUUACGCAACGGUGGCAUGGACCCCAAUUUUGCACCAGGUAUGCUUAUGUUUAGCCACCUGCCUCCUGUCACCAGCUUUACACGUCUGGCUUCACAGUCAGUUAUGGGUGAGCUUCCCCAGGAGAUGAUCCUGAAAAAGGAACGCGACUCACCCCCCGAACACCAGGGCACCACUGCUGCAAAUGCAGGGGGCUUCCUUCACAGCAUGGGCAUUAAACAGGAGCGGAUAAGUGAGCUUGAUUAUCGCAUGCCCCUCUAUAGUGGAGGAGUAGGGGUGAACUGUGUUGGAGGGGGCGCGGGGAAGAGUGUUACUGAUAUGUCAGAUAUGUCCUUCAGUAACCACCACCAAAAUCACCAGAACAUGCUUCUUCACGAUCUGAGCCUCAGCAACGUUCGUCCCCUUGGAGAACAGAUGCCUGGAAGAACAGGUAAAGAGCCAAAAGAGUCCUCAGGUAGAAGAGGGCGGAGGAGCAAUGGGGAUGGGCAGGGAGGCAAAGCCAGAAGGAAACGCAAUGAUGCUGCAAAGGCUAUGAUGCUGGAUGCAGAUGGUGCCUGCCUGUCCCCUAACUCAAAACCACAUAUCUGUGAGCACUGUAAUGCUGCCUUCCGCAGCUCCUACCACUUGCGCAGACAUGUGCUCAUACACACAGAUUGCACAGGUGAGAGGCCUUUCCGGUGCAGUCAGUGUAACAUGAGCUUCAUUCAGAAGUACCUGCUCCAGCGGCACGAGAAGAUCCACAGUGGAGAGAAGCCUUUUAGCUGUGACCAGUGCAACAUGCGCUUUAUCCAGAAGUACCACAUGGAACGGCACAAAAGGACACACAGCGGCGAAAAGCCGUAUCGCUGUGAUACCUGCCAACAAUUUUUCUCAAGAACAGACCGGUUACUGAAGCACAAACGGACGUGUGGAGAAGCCAUAAAGAAGGGCCUAGACCCAAACAUGCUGGAGCUCAGUGAAGCCGAAUUAGGCCAGGGCAGCUAUUCACUCACUCAGGGAAACUCUACCACCUCUGGACGCAAGAGGGCAAAGUCCAAAAACGGUGAGGGUGGUGAACGCAGGAGGAAGAAAAAUGCCUCAGCAUCUGUGACAGGAGCAUCAUCCUCUGGGGGGAUGGCCCGUGACCUGGGCCUGCAGGACUUCAACAUGGAGCACCCCUCAGGUUCUGCUUCGAUGCAAGGACGUACACCUAAAUUGGUUUUUAAAAAGGCUGGGCGCAAAGGCCUAGACAAAGGCCUUCUCUCCCUGGAAGACAGUGCUGAUGGACAAAAACUGUUGGGCCAGAAGCCUGGCUCCAUGGAUCAUGUGGAGGGUUCUGGUCUUGAUAACAUGGGUCUACUCCAGGGACCUGGGGGCAGCAAGCAGGGGCCCACCACCAGCAGCAACUAUGAUGAUGCAAUGCAGUUUGUGAAGAAGAGGCGCUACCUCCAUGCGGUUAACAGUGACUAUGGAGCUGGCUCACUGCACAUGGCAUCCCAGGGCGGUAGUGUAAUCCAGGGCUCCCUGGGGCCCGAGCCCACACUGGCAAUGCUAGACUCAUCGCCUUUGGAACUCAAACACGACAAGUCGGGCAUUCCAGAUGAGGUACUGCAAAGCCUGCUGGACCAUUAUAGCCAUAAGCCAGAGGGAGCACACCACCACGAUGUGACUUUUGACCUGCCAGACCACCCACACCACGUGGACCUUCAGCCAGCAGCCCCCGUUACACCCGAGUUGGAGGAUGACUCGCCCAACGGUGGAGAUAAGACAGCAGUGAUGAGCGAAUACUCCAAGUUCCUCCUGCAGGCUCUGGAGCGCACCAGCCAUAGUGGGCCCUUCCCCAGUCUGGGGCCAACAGGGCCUUUCCCUCUCUUGUCCAGUAGCUCCAGUCCCACAGGGCCCCUGUUCUCCGACAAACAUGUGUAUGCCACAUCCCCGCUGGAUUGCGGCUACCCACCUGCUGUCUCUUCGCCCCUGCCCAUUGCUGCCCCUUCAUCAGCUUCCUCAUCCUCCUCUUCCAAGUCUCAUUAUGGCAUGCUCGUGGGUUCCCCGUCACAGGCAGGCUACCACCUCAGCUUGGAAUCUACUAGCCACCAGCAGCUGACACCGUCUCAGGAGCUGACUGAACAGUUGGAGAAGCAGCACUCCCCCGGCACCUUCAACCUACCUCCCCAGGACCUGACUUCCCCAGGAGAGAGCUCCAAGGGGCAGCAGUCCAAGGCUGGAGGGAGCACUGCACCCACCAACGGCUCCAGCUACCCGGACUUGUCCCCACUGAACCCCCCUAAAGAAACCACAUACCAGAUUGAGAACUUCGCCCAGGCCUUUGGCUCCCAGUUCAAGUCAGGGCGCCGGACCCCUCUGAGCUAUGGUAGUGAUCCUGGGGCAGAGGUCGACCACCGAAUACGGACUCCAGUGUCAGAAUUCUCAGGGUAUACCAGUUUGUUAGCUGACGUCAGUGAGCCAGUAAGUACAGGAUCAAAAACCCAGACAAGCCAAAGUUUCAGAUAAGGGUCAAACGAGGUGAACCUAGUAGGGGACUGUCCUGUUACUGUCCAUUCGGUCCCUUUACCCAUCCUAAUUUUGUUCUUGUAGCAAAGUUUUGUUUUUUAAACACUGCCAUUAAAUGUUAAUACAAAAAUGACCAGGGAGGGUCUUUCAUGGCCUCAAAUGCAAUUUUUUAAAUAUUCUCAUUUUUAUUAUGUAUUUAGUCGCUUAAUUUUUAAGAGUAGUGAUUUUGAUAUGAACGUAAACCGUAGAUUUAAAUGUAAUUUAAAACAUUUAGAGGGUAGCUAUGAACUUGCUUUUCUUCUUUUCUGAACCCUUGUGUUUUACCAAUCAUCAUACCGUUGUAAAGUAAUAAUGAGUAAUGUUGAUAAUUUCAAUAAUAACAUUUGUGGCAGGGAAAGGCCCAGAAUUCAAAUGGCAAAAAAGUAUAUAUUGUCUGUUACAAGAAACGUAUUAACUCAGGAAAAAGGCAAAAUUGUGUAAUAAGACUUUGUAUUAUGAGAUGCAAUUAGCACAGUUUUUACAGGUGUACUUUAAGACAACAAAGCUUUGAUUUUUUUUUUUUUUUUACUUGUCAGAACAAAUUACAAAACCUGAACAUUGUUUGCUUUCUAUUGCGUGUAACUUUUCCGAGAUUAUGGUACUGUUGUGUCAAUGUGAAGACAUCUGCAUUUCUUGUGAGGGCCAUGUGUACACGAGGUAUAAACUGUAGUGGAUUUCAACCCAUAGUGCACACACCGCAUCCUCUAAUGGAGGUGUCUUUGAUGAACUGACUUGUUUGAUCACAGCGUCAGUUGAUGAAGCCGGUCCAACAAUGUGCUCCUCUGGUUGUGCCCACCAGUGGCCAGUAGGAAAGACGCAGCUUAGACAAAAUUCAACUCAGCAUUGCCGUUACAGCUGUCUGAGAACGCACGGACACCAAUCCUUAAUCUUAACAUCUUGCUGUUGAUUUUUUUUUUUCGGACGAGUCACCACCACUUCUACUGCACUCCUUGCUGUUGCUUUUUGUCAAUGGAAUCAAACAAGCACUUUUUUUAAACAAAUCAUCAUUGGAAA
This is a messenger RNA of Sphaeramia orbicularis (orbiculate cardinalfish), 3763 nucleotides long. RefSeq names its product zinc finger protein 281b (gene znf281b). The coding region runs from base 188 to 2710 and encodes 840 amino acids. The record is from RefSeq and is a predicted model, not a curated record. NCBI's taxonomy places the organism in Eukaryota, Metazoa, Chordata, Actinopteri, Kurtiformes, Apogonidae. Gene Ontology annotation, biological process: regulation of transcription by RNA polymerase II. Gene Ontology annotation, molecular function: RNA polymerase II cis-regulatory region sequence-specific DNA binding; DNA-binding transcription factor activity, RNA polymerase II-specific. The transcript is spliced from 7 exons.